This is a messenger RNA of Papaver somniferum (opium poppy), 1779 nucleotides long. Its product is annotated as SUPPRESSOR OF GAMMA RESPONSE 1-like. Gene Ontology annotation, cellular component: nucleus. Gene Ontology annotation, biological process: regulation of DNA-templated transcription. NCBI's taxonomy places the organism in Eukaryota, Viridiplantae, Streptophyta, Magnoliopsida, Ranunculales, Papaveraceae. Bases 203 to 1360 code for a protein of 385 amino acids. The record is from RefSeq and is a predicted model, not a curated record. Gene Ontology annotation, molecular function: DNA-binding transcription factor activity; transcription cis-regulatory region binding. The transcript has 6 exons.
CCUAAUACAAACGGAUCCGUAGCUAUUUCCCGCUCGCAUUUAACUUAAUUGAUAGGACAUAGAAAAGGGGCAAGUGAAGCAACAGCAUAGGAGCAGCAAAGUUUCUCCUUCACAGUUCAGUUUCAGCUCUUUUUCACCACCUCUCUUCUCUCUCAUUCUAUAUGUCUUCAAGCUUCAAACUUUCUUUCUCAUCUGAAAUUGAAUGGCUAGGUCUUGGCUUAUCGAUAGUAAAGGAAUUGCAAGUAAAGUGAAAAAUGCCCCUCAUUUUUCUUCUUAUCAAAUUAAAGAUUGUGGUGCGAGUCGGGAGUGUCCUAAUUGUCUUCACCGGAUUGAUAAUAGCGAUGUUGCAGUUGAAUGGCCAGGCUUUCCAGCUGGUGUCAAGUUCGAUCCAACAGAUGCAGAGCUUCUAGAACAUCUAGCUGCAAAACUUUCUCCUGGAAAUUUGAAGCCUCAUACAUUUAUUGAUGAGUUCAUUCCUUCGAUUGAGUCACAGGAAGGAAUCUGCUAUACACACCCUAAAAAUCUUCCUGGUGCGAAGAAAGAUGGAAGCAGUGUCCAUUUCUUCCACAGAACUUCGAAAGCAUAUGCCACAGGUCAUCGCAAGCGCCGCAGGAUCCAUGGAGAACUCAGUUCAACAGAAGAGCAUGUCCGUUGGCAUAAGACAGGCAAAAAGAAGCCUGUGGUCCAUAAUGGUAUUCAGAAAGGGUUUAAGAAAAUUAUGGUUCUCUAUAAGAGUUCAAUAAAGGGGUCAAAACCAGAUAAGUCUAAUUGGGUGAUGCAUCAGUAUCAUCUAGGGACCAAUGAAGAAGAAAUGGAGGGCGAAUUUGUUGUUUCUAAAAUUUUCUAUCAACAACCACCAAAGCAUACAGAUACGGGAGAUAUCCAGACUACUCCAAGCACCCCGAAUACAAAUACGCCAGAUCCUCCUCGGCCUGAGAAGCGUGCAAAAUUGAACGAGCUUGAUAAAGAAAAUAUAGGAUAUCCUUCUGUCCACCAGGAUGUAGAAGUUAGUUCCAAAUCACUUCAACUUCCUGCAGAAGUUGUUUGCUUUGGGGUUGAGAGAUCAACUGCUGCAUGGUGGGCUGGUGAAUCUCAAGCUGUGGAGAAUCCUGAUCCAGAUGGCAUAGACAUUUCAUUGUUGUGUCAUGAGAACCAUGAGAUCCUUAAUGAGUCGGGAAUUAAGAAGGUUUCAUGUUUGUCAGACUGGGAUCGUAACAGGAAUGAUAAUGGAGAUCUAAGUACAGCCUUUGGACUCGCGGAUCUGGAUAGCUUAGCUCUUGGCACGCCUCCUGAAUUUGAGCCUGGUGACUGGCAGUUUGGAUCGCAGCAAAGCUUUACGAGUUGGUUUGACCGCUUGUAGACAAAUGGGGUGGACUAUGGAGCCAAAGCUCACUGAGUUUAUUAUAGGAAUGCCGAAUCCAAUUUUGUUCAUCCUCUCCUGUGGUGGAUUCUCUUUCCUCUUUAUGCCAAAUUUGUGUCUUAAGUUGAUGUCAAUCAGCAACUCGAGUACUAGGAGAGACCCAUGUCACGCUAUCUCAAAGACGUAAAUUACUUGGCCAGCUGCUACGGAAGAUUUUAGUAGAACUGCAAGUAUUUGGGAAAACCCUGUCUUGCAGACAAUGACACAUCUGAUGACCCUUUCUGCCUGUUUAUGAUCUUUUUCCAAUUCUGUGCUAUUUAUGGUGUCUGUGUCUGUAACACUAAUGGCUCUUGCCAGAUAACUGUAGUUGUUACAUUUGGUUGUUUGUAUCUCCUAGUCGAGGAACUAUUUCCAAUUUC